Messenger RNA from Clarias gariepinus (North African catfish), 3224 nucleotides. RefSeq names its product centromere protein T (gene cenpt). Gene Ontology annotation, cellular component: kinetochore. The record is from RefSeq and is a predicted model, not a curated record. Gene Ontology annotation, molecular function: DNA binding; protein heterodimerization activity. Gene Ontology annotation, biological process: kinetochore assembly; chromosome segregation; mitotic cell cycle. Lineage: Eukaryota; Metazoa; Chordata; Actinopteri; Siluriformes; Clariidae. Bases 509 to 3004 code for a protein of 831 amino acids. The transcript has 13 exons.
GGUUAAAAAGGGAAAAGAAAAAAUUCACCAGUUCGCCUUUAUUCAUUAGAAAGUCCCCAAUUUUUUAAUGUGAAAAUUUAGCUAGCUUGUGAGUUUAUAAACAAUGAGUACAUAUGAUAAUAAACAAAGGUUAACGAUGGUAAAUAAUCAGACAACUAAAUACACAAACUGUUUUUUUUUUUUUAAUAUUAAAGGCUACACGAUAAACUAUAAAUUAUAGAACAUAUUUAAGGAUGUCUGCUUUCAUAAUACAUUAUAAACAAUCAGUUAAUGAAUACAUGAACUAUAACUGUACUUUACUCGUUCGCGAGAUGUAGGCUGCAGUAACCGGAAGUGAAACUGCAAAACUACAGAUCCCAUGAAGCACGCGCGCGCGGGUAGGUGAGCGCGGGAGAUGACGUCAGCCCGGAUUCUAUUUGAAUCUGCUGUUGGUGUUAGCAGAGAAGCUUCAGUCACUUGUGUUCAUCUGGUACAUUUUUCAAAGGAAGAUAUUUGAUUUCCGCGUGUGAUGGACCCCACGGAGGAGGACGAUGUGUCUGCGCGAGUUUUACUCAGAAACGUCCUGCAGACGGACACGCAGCGCUCUCCCGUCACCAGGAGCGCGUCUCGUGAUCAGCAGCUUUCGCGUACGCGGAGGAGUUCCAGACUGAGGAACACGCCUGAGACGCCUCACGUUGCUCUCCGUAACAAACUCAAACAGAAGCUGCAUGAGACGGCCGCUCAGUCUCCGCCCCCGCCCAGUAAACGUGCCCGGUCUCAGGGCAGGACGCUGAAGACGCCGGCUGUGCUUCCCUCUCCCGCGCUGUACGACGAUGACGUCACGCCUCGCGGGCUGCUCAGGGGCAUCAUCCGGACGGAAGCGGAGGCGUCUCUGCUGCUCUCGGGUCAGACUGCCGUGCCUAAGGGGGAUCAGCAGGAAGCAGAGACGAGUCACCAUAGCAACAGACGCAGUGACGGUGUGUCUGGACUCGAGCUGCCUGACUUGGCCACAGAACCACUGACUCACCUGGUCCGUGGGAUGAGCCGCAGGAGGCCGGCGCCCACUUUUAACGUCUCUGCCUUUGAGAAACAGCUGGACCAGACAUCAGGUGAAGAAGAGGAGCUGGCCGUCCCUCAGGAGAAUCCAGAUGUCAGUAAGGAGCAGGAUCUCUCUGCAGGAUCGAAAAGUGUCCUCAGCCUCACCUUGAAGACGCCGUUCGUGAACCUCCCCUCCGAGAGGGCGGGUCUGAGGCGAAAAGCGUCCGGGCGACGGAAGGGGGUUUCCGUGGACGCGUUCGAUGAGGCCAUCCAGAAACGCUUAGAGGCACGUGAUAUCCAAGAUUAUACAGCAGUGCAGGAUGGAGGAACUCUCCAGGACUCGGACUGGCAGAAGUUCACUCUGGGUUUGAGUAACGUCACCGUGCCGGAGCUCACCACACACGUGAUGAUGAGCAACACGGAGCUGUACGCCCACCCACAGGCCUCCGAGCUGCGAGAUGCUGAUGGAGAGGUUACAGAGGCGGAGAUAAGAGAUAACCAUGGUGGUGAUGGAGAAGAACUUCAGGACGUUGUCCAAAAUGAACUUAAAGUUCGUGAGAGCAGUGUUUCCAAACCUAACAAAGAUCCUUCAGAAGCCCUGGAGCCGGAUUCCCAGAGUCGGGAAGAGGAGGACGAUGUGGAGAUGAUUCCUCCGUCACCAGGGGGCCACGGCAUGUCCUUGAGUCCCGAGGAUAUCCCGUUCGCUCCGACUCAGGCCAUGGUAGAGCGCGAGCCUCAGGAGCAGGAGGAGAGCGAGUCUGCUGUACAGGAAGCUCAGGUGGAGAAGAUGGACCAGGGAGAGGGUGAAAGCAUUCAUGGGGAGGAGCUAUCACAUCUGCCUCAGCGAAUCACCCGGAGAGCGUACCACUCGGAGGGCGGAGCCAUCAGGGAUGGUGUGAUGGCACGAGGCAGAGGAGCGAAGAGCCUCGGGAUGGAUCAGGAUCUCACUGAGAAACAACUGCAGAGUUUGGCUGGUGGAACAGAGCUGGAAGAGGUGUUCAGUAUGGAGGUGGAGAAAGAGUCUGCUGAGACUCCUCAUCGCAGCCCUGCGUCAUCCUCAGCCAUCCACGCUGCAGAUCCUGAGCCGUCUCUGACACAGAACGUUGACCAGGAGGAAGUUCACCGUCGCCGCCAAUCAGAACACGAGGAGGUCAUUGUCUCGGUUCAUCUUAGCCCCACUGUCAACUUUUCUGCUGGUGAGGAGGAGGAGGAAGAGCAACAGCAGGAAGAAGAAGAAGAGGAGGAACAAGAUCAGGAGAAAGAAAAAGUGGAGGAGGAACAAGAACAGCAGCGAGACGUGGAAGCGAUGCCUGAAGAGGACGACGAAGAGCAGCAGCAGGAAGUAGAAGAAGAGGAACAAGAUCAGGUGGAAGCACUGCAGGAAGAGGAGGACGAAGAACAGGAGCCGCAGCAACAAGAAUUUGAAGAGCUGCAGGAAGAGGAACAUGAUCAGGAGCCGGAGGAGGAGGAGGAGGAGGAGGAGGAAGACAACCAGAGUGAAGAGCUCUCGAUGCAGACCCCAGGGUUUAUCAGACAGCGGAAGCAGGUGUCCACUCCCGGUGCUCUGGCCACACCCACCGUCCUCAAAGCUCAGAAUGCUGGUCCUGCACCGAAAGUCGUGAAGCCACGCUCGAGACGCACGCCUCACAGCGCCUCCGCCGGCGUCCUGCCGAAGAGCUACGUCAUGAGCGUGUUUAAACACUUCGCCAAAACGAAGGUGGCCAGCGACGUCUAUCCCGUCAUCAGUGACAUACUGCAGAGGUAUUUCGAUCGUCUGGCGGAAGACCUGGAGGUGUACUCGGCCCACGCCAAGAGGAAAACCAUCGAGGUUGAGGAUGUUGAGCUCCUCAUGAGAAGGCAGGGCUUUGUAACGGACAGCACGCCGCUUAACGUCUUAAUCGAGAAAUUCCUCCCGCUCGAAUACAGGAAGCUCCUCAUCCCCGUCGCAACCAGCGGCAACAAAGUCGUUCCUGAUCUGCGGAGAUGAAGCGCCCACACAGAUCUCUUACAGUCCAAUUUUCAUUGGUUCAAAUGUCAUUACUUUGGAUCUUUUGGUGUUUUAUUUAACCUUCCCAGGCUGCAGAUGGACACUAAAGGUCAAAAUUAUUAUUUUUUUUUUUUGGUUUGUUUGUUCGUACGUUUGUUUCCUACUUGUUUUGGACAUUUUGUUGAAUAUAGAUUAUAAAUAAACCUUUAAAUAUGCUGCU